Messenger RNA from Microthlaspi erraticum, 474 nucleotides. The record is from the annotation of a GenBank genome assembly. NCBI's taxonomy places the organism in Eukaryota, Viridiplantae, Streptophyta, Magnoliopsida, Brassicales, Brassicaceae.
AUGGUUAGUCCAAUAUUCUCCCAAGAAAUUGAUCAAUAUUCAGAAGAGUUACCAGAAGAUGUGAACAUAUCUCCUACGUCGGAUUUCGAGAUUUACGUCGAAUCUCCCGACGAAUCUCCAUUGGAAGAAGCUGAUUCACCCACAAUGGAACAUGACAUGGAGCUUGCGGAUCAUUACACGUAUAAACGUCUCGAUUUCCUUCAAGAUUGCCUUGAAAAGCAAAACUCGAAAUGCAGAGAUAGUAUUUUCAAAGACUUGUUGGAUGAGACAACGCAGAUAUUGACAGAUGAAUGUUGCCGUGAUCUACUGAAGAUUGGCAAAGAUUGUCAUCUAGGAUUGGCUCAACUCAUUCUCUCGAGUUAUAAAUAUAAAAACAUUGCAUUUAAGGCUAUUCCAAAAACCAAACAGUCAUGGAACGAUUGUGUUCGAAGAGUUGGGAACCAAAUCGGUGUUCCGGUCUCUUUGGAAGACUAA